GCGUGCGCGGACCCGCCAACGGUUGCUGGCGCCGAAGGUCCGGCGUCGUAACGGGCGGGGAAGAGUGAGCCUGAGGGAGCGGGCGGCAAGAACCCCGCCUCCGCGCACCGGCCGGAGCCUCCUUCGAAGUUGAAUUGAUUCACAGGCAACACUUGCAAAGAGGAUGGCGGAAGCUGAAAUGACAUUUUAUAACUUGACUGCAGAACUUCUCAGUGGUGAAAUCUUCCAUUUCUCCAAACUCAAAGGAAAGGUGGUGUUAAUUGAAAAUGUUGCAUCCCUAUGAGGCACAACUACCAGGGAUUACCAGCAGAUGAAUGAGCUCCAGAGCCGCUAUGGCAGCCGGGGGUUUGUAGUUCUGGGUUUUCCCUGCAAUCAGUUUGGUUACCAGGAAAAUAUCUACAAUGAGGAGAUUCUUAAUUCCUUGAAAUAUGUCCGUCCUGGCAAUGGUUUUAAGCCAAAUUUUUCUUUAUCUAAAAAGAUUGAUGUGAAUGGAGAAGAUGAGAAUCCAGUCUUCACUUUUCUGAAACGUAAGUUGCCUGAAGCCCAUGAUGAUCCUGAAACCUUAAUGGUUGAUCCCAAGUUCAUAAUAUGGAGGCCAGUCUGUCGUUCUGAUAUAGGCUGGAAUUUUGAGAAAUUCCUUAUUGGGCCAGAUGGUGAGCCAUUUAGGCGAUACAGCAAGAAUUUCCUCACUAUUGACAUUGAAGAAGACAUUAGAGCUCUUUUACAAAGUAAUAAAAGACCAUGUGAUAAAACCACUGAUGCAGAAGUUGAGUAAAGUUUGUAGUAGUUUUCAUUGUUGGGCAUAAUAUUUUGUUGUGUUUUGUAUAAAGAUUAGCCAAAAGUAUGUAAACUGUAAAAUAUAGUAAUCACCACACUUAAGGAUAAUUAUAUUUACUAGAUUAUAGUGCUAAUCUAAUAGUUCUGCUCUCUCUGUUUAGAAUUUCUUUGUAAAUGUAAAAUACACAUUUAUAAUUUUCUCAGUUAGCAAGAUCCUAAUUUCUCUGCUGAAUGAGCCAAACUAGUUUUGGAUGUUAGACAUUUUACUAUAUGAUGGUGCUUUUUCAAAGGUCUACUGAAAAGUACUUAAUGUAGCAUGUAAAAAGUCUAACUGGACAUAGAAGUUAACUUGUA
This is a messenger RNA of Pristis pectinata (smalltooth sawfish), 1131 nucleotides long. RefSeq names its product glutathione peroxidase 2-like. Lineage: Eukaryota; Metazoa; Chordata; Chondrichthyes; Rhinopristiformes; Pristidae. Gene Ontology annotation, biological process: response to hydrogen peroxide; glutathione metabolic process; response to selenium ion. The transcript has 3 exons. Gene Ontology annotation, cellular component: cytosol; mitochondrion. Gene Ontology annotation, molecular function: glutathione peroxidase activity. The record is from RefSeq and is a predicted model, not a curated record.